CAAUUCAAAAGCAUAGCAAAUCACAUUAGUCGAUCUCGUUUAAGUUUGAAUUCUGCCAUGGAUUUCCGAAGCCUCACUAGGAGAGAGCUCCAAGCUCUAUGCAAGAAGAACAAAAUUCAUGCGAACAUCACCAACGUUGCUAUGGCGGACGCUCUGCAAGCGCUUGAUCUCGUGGAAGGUAUUGAAGAUUUCCUGAAACCGUCAGAAUCUGAAACUGCAAUUUCAUCGGUUGAAUUACCUCACAAGUCAGAUAUAAGCUCACGAAGUGUUCCUUCUAGAACUGCGCGGCGAAAGACGGUUAAAAAUGAAACUGAAACUUCUCAGACCUCGACUAGGACUCGCAACUCUACGAGAAGAAAGCUUGCAGGAAAUGAGGUUGUCGAGACUCCGAUUGUGCCUACUGUUGGACGAAGUGCAGCAGCAAAAGAAAAACAAGAUGUUCAGACACCAGGUGCUGUGCUGACUAGCCAAAAAAGGGAAGCAAAGGAGAAGAGUUCAGUUAGCCAAGUAUACACCAUUCGAAGAUCCGCAAGGUUAGCCGCAAAACGUUUGAAGGAAUCAGGCAAACAGGAUAAUGAAAGAUCAGAUCGGACCAUUACAUUCGAUAACUUUUCUGAAGCAGCGACUGAAGGUUUGGAAGUGGACUUUAGGCAGUGUUCUCUUCACUACGAGGAUGAAGUAGAGAAAGCUGGUAUUGACUUGAAAACAGCAUCUGAUGAGGGUUUGGAUAGUAAAAAAGCAAAGGAUGGUGACCUCUCAUUUGAAUUUGAGAAUCUAAACCUGUUAAACAACGAACUGAAAGUUGAUAUGCCUAAAAGCUCUGAAGAACUAGCUACCAGUGACAACUCUAACGCAAUCAUUGAAAAUAAUGUUGGCAUGCUACUGUCUAACAAACUAGGAGAAGGGGAAGAGUUGAAUGAUGACAAAGCUAAGGAACUUGAUAGCUCAUUGGAUGUUGAACCUGCCAAUUUUGUCUUGGCUGAGAAUUCCAUAAAUAAUGGUUUAUCUGAUGGCAAGGAAUCACAUAGUGAUGAAUGCUUGAAUGUGCCUGAUUCAUGUGAUGUUGAAGUAGGUUUGCAAGAUCCACAUGCCCAUGUUACUCCAAAAUCCUCUCCGGGGUUAGAUCAGGAGGUUGCUAAAAGUGACAUGGUACCUAAGCAAAAGGAUAGAGCCAAUGAGCACAAUGCAAACAAAAUCUCUACAUGUGAGGCUGGAGAUGCUGAUUUUAGCCCGGAUGGGUAUUCAGAGAGUAUAGGUAUAUCUUCUGGAAAGGAAUCACACUGUGAUGACGGUGUGAACUUGCCUGAUCUAUAUGAUGGUGAAGUUGGUCCAGAUUCCUCAUUGCAACUAGGCCAGGUGACCGUUAGUGAUGGCAUGAUUCUACCCAAGCAAUUGAAAGAGCCCAGCAAUGAACAAAUCUCUGUCAGUGAGGUUGAAGGUGCUGAUUUUCAGUGCAAAGUCCAGGAGGUUGUUGGCAAGGAUGGCAACAUACACAUUUCUGACUGUGAAGUUCAAGGUGCUGAUAUUCAGUGUAAACGCCCACAAAUUGUUGGCAAUGACAUGGUUCAUUUAGGUAAUGAGGAUGAUCCAAACACAGAAGAAGAUGAUCCAAACACAGAAGAAAAUGAUCUUCAAUAUAAAGUCCAGGAGGCUGUUGGCAAGGAUGACAACAUUAAACACAGUUCUGACUGUGAAGUUCAAGGUGCUGAUAUUCAGUCUAAAGUCCAACAGCUUUUUGGCAAUGACAUGGUUCAGUUAGAGAAUGAGGAUGAGCCAAACACUGAAGAAAUUUCUGACCUUAAAGAUGAUAAUGCUGAUCAUCAGUGCAGAAACCAAGAGGCUGUUGAUAAUCACUUGGUUCUAUCCAAGCAGUUGAACAAUGAGGAUGAAACAAACCCCAAAGAAAUUUCUUACCCUGUAGGUGAAGGACCAUUAGAUGAAGUUACAAGUCAUGAGGAUGAGGCCACGUCAGAGGAUGAAGGUACUACACAAGCUAGCUCUGUGACUUCAGAUGAACUGGAAGAAUUCAGAGGUGAUGAGAAUGGGCCAAAGGCCAAAGGAAUUUCUUACUAUGAAAAUACUACGGAAGAUAUCUUUGAGAGUUCAGAUGAGAUUUCGGACGCAGAACUUACUACUGAAGCUGGAUCUGAGAGUUUGGACUUAGAACUGGAGAAAUUGACUGGUGAUGAGAAAGAGCCCAACGAUGAAUGGCUUUUAUAUUCUGAUGAUGAAGAUGCUAUAGGUACCAACUCUAAGAGUUUAGAUGGAGAAGGGUCAUUGGAUAAAUUGACAGGCGAUGAGAAAGAGACCAACAAUGAAGGGCUUUCAUAUCCUGAGGAUGAAGAUGGUAUAGAUACUAACUCUGAGAGUUUAGAUGGAGAAGGGUCAUUGGAGAAGAUGAGAGGUGAUGAGAAAGAGCCCAACAAUGAAGGGCUUUCAUAUCCUGAGGAUGAAGAUGGUAUAGAUACUAACUCUGAGAGUUUAGAUGGAGAAGGGUCAUUGGAGAAGAUGAGAGGUGAUGAGAAAGAGCCCAACAAUGAAGGGCUUUCAUAUCCUGAGGAUGAAGAUGGUAUAGAUAGUAACUCUGAGAGUUUAGAUGGAGAAGGGUCAUCUGAGGAGAUAAGAGGUGAUGAGAAAGAGCCCAACGAUGAAGGGCUUUCAUAUCCUGAGGAUGAAGAUGGUAUAGAUACUAACUCUGAGAGUUUAGAUGGAGAAGGGUCAUUGGAGAAGAUGAGAGGUAAUGAGAAAGAGCCCAACGAUGAAGGGCUUUCAUAUCCUGAGGAUGAAGAUGGUUUAGAUACUAACUCUGAGAUUUUAGAUGGAGAAGGGUCAUUGGAGAAGAUGAGAGGUGAUGAGAAAGAGCCCAACAAUGAAGGGCUUUCAUAUCCUGAGGAUGAAGAUGAAGAUGCUAAUGAAGGGCUUUCAUAUCCUGAGGAUGAAGAUGAAGAUGCUACAGAAGCUAGGUCUGCGAGUUCAGGGAGAAAAGAAUCACUGAAUGAAUUUGCAGCAGGUGACAUUUGGCAGUUGAGCAACGAGGCAGAGAGCAAGAACAUUGAAAGUUCUGAACUUUUGGAAGAUGCUUCAGAAACUAACGUGGAUGCUGCUAUUGGGGAUAAAAACCCAGUGCAAGAAUAUGUGCAGAACUCUGCAGGAAAAGAACCAUCAGGAUUGCAGAAUGUGACUGAGACUCCUUUUGUAUUCUUGGAAUCUUCGGUCCCUAAAGGUGGCACUCCACUCUCAGCUGUGGCAUUUGAUCAUAAGCAGAUCCCUACUGGCUCGGCAGGAGCAAAUUUAGGUCACACCAUUCAGAUGAUCUGCUCGACACCAGUGAAGACAUCUUCAAUCAAGACACCAACGAAAACACCAAUUACCAUAUUGUCAGCAGGAGUAAAGUCUGUGUCGGAUGACAAGGAGAAUGUUGAUAACAGUGGCAGAAAACUGGUUCGUAUUAAGGAGAAGAAUAAAAAGCACCAUGAAGAUUGCAGCCCGAGGGAGAUCGCAAAAAGCAAUGCUAACACCAAGGAAGCUACCAGGCCAGCUUUGCAACAACUAGAAGAGAACUGUUUGGUUGACUCCUCAGGAAACACCGUUGAAGUCUAGGAUGGUGGAGCAAAGACC
Ipomoea triloba (trilobed morning glory) is the source of this 3618-nucleotide messenger RNA. Its product is annotated as surface protein-like. Lineage: Eukaryota; Viridiplantae; Streptophyta; Magnoliopsida; Solanales; Convolvulaceae. The record is from RefSeq and is a predicted model, not a curated record. Bases 58 to 3600 code for a protein of 1180 amino acids. The transcript is spliced from 5 exons.